Molecule: messenger RNA, 2424 nt
Organism: Brettanomyces nanus
Lineage: Eukaryota; Fungi; Ascomycota; Pichiomycetes; Pichiales; Pichiaceae
Exons: 1
Coding region: 1-2424 (807 amino acids)
Biological process (GO): regulation of transcription by RNA polymerase II; DNA-templated transcription
Cellular component (GO): chromatin
Molecular function (GO): zinc ion binding; DNA-binding transcription factor activity, RNA polymerase II-specific; RNA polymerase II cis-regulatory region sequence-specific DNA binding
Source: RefSeq, a predicted model, not a curated record
AUGAGGGACAAGAAACAAGCAGUGGUAUCGAGGUUCAAGUGCCCGUUUCCUAACUGCAGCAAGUUUUUCAAAAGACGAGAUUACUUACAACGCCAUGAAGCAAAUCAUGCAGCAGUAAGGCCGUUCAGAUGCGAGCUUUGCGGCAUAUCUUUCUCCAGGAAGGACUUGGUGAGAAAGCAUAAGACAUCGAAAUCCCACAGGAAACAAGUCGAAUCUCUGCAAAACCCAUCCAGUCCGAUAUUUGUCAACACUUUUUUGGAUGCAAAGGUGUUUAAAAAUACCCGUACGUCUAACAAAAGAGCUAGAUUCAAGGUCAAUAAGGAUGAAAAGGGUCGGCCUGCUGGAGUGCAACAUGAUUCGGCAGUUUUAGGUUUGGAGAGACUUAAUUUUACCAAUUUGGUGAAUUUUGAAGACUCCUAUGGAUGGCUUUUUGAUGGUUCGGAUUCUUCUUCAACUAUCCAGGAUGAUGAAUACUCGGGUGGAACCGCUAUGGUUCAUUCAGGACAGCUUUCGCCGGAAAAUACGAAUACGUUAGACUCGGAAGCUCACUGCUGGGAUGUUUCCUUGCCGCCUGUGUUGCAGCAGCAUGCAGUGGAGCUGAUUACGCAGAUUUUGGUAGAUGAUUCUUUAUCGAUGACUUCUAAACUAAGAACUUCAAAAAUCAACACAUAUUUCGCUCAUUACUACAAGUAUUUUGACACUACUUGUCCGAUUGUUCACAGGCAGAUCUUUACUUCUGGAAAUGCGGAUGAUAACUUGCUUGCAUUGUUGGUGGUGGCUGUGCUGACGAUAGGAAUGUCAUUUACUGAUGGUGGCACACAAAAGUAUUCUGAAGAAUACAUGUUGGCCAUUGAAAUUCACAGAAAGCUUAGGACUGCGUUGUUCGUAGAAAUUGAGAAGUACCAAAAUAUAAACGACAUCUCUUUGGAGUUGCUUCUCACCCUAGAGCUUACAGAUUUCUUCAACAUAUAUAUGGGAUCUGGGUCACAGAGCCGAAGUGCAAAUAUCUUCCAUCCCAUGGUGAUGUCUCUUUUUCAAGAACUUGAUCUUUACCUGAACGUAGAAGAGCCCAAUAUAGAAAGCAACGAGGAAGUUUCCCGGGAUAAGUGGAUAUCCUGGAUCCGUUACGAGAGCUUGAAAAGAGUAGCAUAUUUUGCCUACUUGAUGGAUGCACAACGCACCUUCUUCUAUUCCAAAAAUCCUUGCAUGUCUAUCUUUGAGAUUCAGCUGGAAUUGCCUUAUACAGAUCGUGCCUGGUAUGCACCAGAUCCGGCUGAAUUUAUGUUAUAUUAUUCAAAACAACCGAGAGGCUUGUUUAGCAGGAACCGUAAAUUACCCGAUGAUCAUACGCCGUAUGUUAUUGGUACACGCGAUUUAACUACUAAUGGAUUGUUGAUUCCCAACGUGAAGAGUGAAGGAAAAUGGCCCAAUUUCCUUUGGAGUCUAAGGCGGUUGAUGCAAUCAUACAGUAAGAAUCAGAAGGAGUACCACACAGAUUGCUUUUCACAGUUCUCUCGAUACAUAUUAUUGCAUGGAGUAUUAUCACUCAUUCGAGAGCUUAGAAAUCUAAGUAUAUUAGACCUCGGUAACCAGAAAAGCAGGCUGAGUACGAUGGCGGCCAAGAUUGAGCAGUCUCUAUUCAACUGGAAAGGUUACUUGAACAAGCACAUCGCAGAUAUGAAUGCAUCCUCAUUGGACGGUAAGUUACCCCUGGGUCAGAUGAAUGACUACGGUACGUCUCCAUCAUUUUGGUCGAAUGUGAUCAUGUUCAAAACGGGAUUGUUGGGUCUUUAUUGCGAUUUUGAUCUUUUAUUCAAAUAUCGCAGUAGCAUAAGGAAAUUGGAAGGUCAAGGAGGUGGGUGUAAUGGUACCUUUGCAGAGAUUUUCUCGCCGGAAAGAACCAAAUUCUACGAACUAGGAAUGGCCAAAAGUGAAAUGAUGGUGAGAUCAUGGGCAUGCUCGAAAAGUGGACUACAUUCAAAUAUAGAAGCAUGUAAUAUCCUUCGGAUGAUUUUUUACAAUGAGGAAUUACUAUCUUCUCUCCCGCAUGCUCCCUUCUCAAUGUACAUUUCUGUUUUAACGUGCUGGUUUUACCAACACAAUGGAAGUUUGAGCCCGUCAGGAAGUGAUAUGCCUGUGAAUUCACCUGAGUUGGAUAUAGUAACGCAAGGGGAUGAAAUUCGCAAAAAAGCUCUUGAAUACAUCUCAUACACUUUGGACGAGGUCUCAGUAGAGAUGGCAUACCAGGAAGGUCCUGCACAAGUAAGCAUCUCUACACCAGCAGCUCAAACUGGGAACGAGAAGUUGUUACUUGUUAAAGCUCUCGUUCUUCAUUCAAUCGUAGUACUGGAGAGGUCAUCACGUUGGGCCAAUUCUAAUUCCACUAUAGAUGAUUUGUGCAGUUUACUGAAUGUAAAGCCAUAG